GGUUUAUAGAGAGAAAUGGCAGAUAGAAAAAUCGAAAAGACUGCAGAAUCCGACGCUUCUCUGAGCUAUGAUCCAACCAUGGUGCAGCCUGAGAAGAAGCGGAGGAACAAGUUCGCUUUCGCUUGCACGGUGAUCGCUUCCAUGACUUCAAUUCUCUUGGGUUAUGAUAUUGGAGUGAUGAGUGGAGCAGUUAUCUUUAUAAAAAAGGAUCUAAAGAUCACCGAUGUACAGAUCGAAGUACUCGUCGGGAUUCUCAAUAUCUACUGUCUAUUCGGGUCGCUACUUGCCGGAAGAACAUCGGAUUGGAUAGGCCGCCGAUACACAAUCAUCCUCGCCGGAGCAAUCUUCUUUGCCGGCGCUCUACUGAUGGGCUUCUCAACGAAUUACACGUUUCUAAUGGUAGGUAGAUUCGUGGCAGGGAUUGGAGUAGGCUACGCCCUCGUAAUCGCACCCGUCUACACCACCGAGAUCUCUCCCACCUCAUCUCGAGGCCUCCUCACUUCCCUCCCUGAUGUCUUCAUCAACGCCGGUAUCAUGUUCGGAUACGUAUCCAACUACGCCUUCUCCAAGCUCUCCUUACAUCUAGGCUGGCGACUGAUGCUUGGUGUCGGUGCAAUACCGUCCGUCUUCCUAGCCGUCGGAGUCUUAGCCAUGCCCGAAUCUCCACGCUGGCUGAUGAUGCAAGGCCGUCUAGGAGACGCGAAACAAGUCCUCUACAAAACGUCUGAUUCUAAAGAAGAAGCCGAAAGCCGGAUCACCGACAUCAAAGAAGCGGUCGGAAUACCAGAGAAUUGCAAUGAUGAUUUUGUUCAGGUACAAAAGCGUAGCCAUGGAGAGGGUGUAUGGAGAGAACUACUAAUUAGCCCAACACCAGCUGUUCGUCGUGUCCUCAUUGCUGCAGUUGGAAUCCAUUUCUUCCAGCAAGCAUCCGGCAUUGAUGCAGUAGUCCUCUACAGCCCACGCAUUUUCCAGAAAGCUGGAAUUAAAGGCAACGACCCAAUCCUGGGUGUGACCGUAGCCGUUGGAUUCAUUAAAACAUUAACCAUCUUGAUUGCAACAUUCCUAGUAGACAGGAUCGGCAGGCGGCGUCUCUUACUCUUCAGCAGUGGGGGUGUUUUCUUAUCUCUCAUUACUCUCGCUACGGGAUUAACGAUCAUCGAUCAAAACCCAGAUAAGAAGAUAACAGGGGCCAUCGUCGUCUGUAUCGUCACGGUCCUUACAUUCGUUUCUUUCUUCUCAACUGGUCUGGGACCCAUCACAUGGGUCUACAGCUCUGAGAUUUUCCCUUUGAGGCUACGAGCUCAGGGUGCGAGUAUUGGGGUGGCUUUUAACCGCAUUACGAGUGGUGUUCUUACGAUGACUUUCAUUUCUCUUUAUAAGGCUAUCACAAUCGGUGGAGCAUUCUUUCUUUACGCAGGAAUCGCUGCCGCUGGUUGGAUCUUCUACUACACGUUCUUGCCGGAGACUCGAGGGCAGACGUUGGAAGAUAUGGCAGUUCUCUUUAAAGAGUCGAGAUGGGCUUCGAAGAAGAAGGGAGAAGAAAGCCAUAGCCAGGUGGAAUUAGCUAGCAAUGUCCAUGGCCAUGGACCAGCUCAGCUGUGAUUGCUAGGAGGGUAUUUUAGUCUUUUUCUUGUUAAGUUUGGACACUUACGUGCGUUUGCAUGUUUUAUUUAGUUUUAUUAUGAGAAGGUCUCUGGUCCAACACGGUUGGAGUGAAGUAAUGGUCAGUCAGUGGAUAACUUACAUACUUUGAUGUAUAUGUGAGAUCUAACCCUUACAAUGAGUUGCUACGAAUGGUUAAGUAUUGUUUUCAUGGUAUGGCCCACCUGAUGAAUGGUUAGAGAUGAAUUUUGUAAUGGAUGAUCCUCAUCGCAGAUCUAACCCAUUGCAAGGAUUAGAUUUUACAUUCACAAGAAAUUAUGGAAGU
This is a messenger RNA of Magnolia sinica, 1927 nucleotides long. RefSeq names its product polyol transporter 5-like. The transcript has 2 exons. Gene Ontology annotation, molecular function: carbohydrate:proton symporter activity. Gene Ontology annotation, cellular component: membrane. Lineage: Eukaryota; Viridiplantae; Streptophyta; Magnoliopsida; Magnoliales; Magnoliaceae. The coding region runs from base 16 to 1602 and encodes 528 amino acids. The record is from RefSeq and is a predicted model, not a curated record. Gene Ontology annotation, biological process: transmembrane transport.